Aspergillus campestris IBT 28561 is the source of this 1972-nucleotide messenger RNA. Its product is annotated as putative APSES transcription factor Xbp1. The transcript is spliced from 4 exons. Gene Ontology annotation, molecular function: DNA binding. NCBI's taxonomy places the organism in Eukaryota, Fungi, Ascomycota, Eurotiomycetes, Eurotiales, Aspergillaceae. Bases 182 to 1972 code for a protein of 596 amino acids. The record is from RefSeq and is a predicted model, not a curated record.
CUUAGCCUCAUCGUCUUUGUCUGUCCGAGAUCAAAUACGCCGUCGUCUGCCAGGGCCUUGGUUUUUCUUUUCUGGGAUAUAUCACCAUCCUUGACUGGACGAGAAAUCGAAGAGACAUCGUCACAGCAAGAGACAGACUCAAACAAGACCCAUCUAGGAUAAACCCCAGUGUGUGUAUGCGAUGGCAUCCAUAAAAUCCCUCCUCAACCCUCUUCCUUUCCCAGAGCGAGACCGAGAGCGAGAGCGAGACCGGUUCUCCCUCCCAAAUCAAUCAUCAUCAUCAUCAUCUCCCAACACAUCCAGUCCUCUAUCUCUAGUCUCACGACCUCCGAUCCCAGUCCCCCUCCCAAUCCACCGCCCCAGAAAACCAAAAAUGGCCAAAGACGCCCCCAUCUUCAACCGCGGCCGAGUCAGAGGCGAGUGUCGCUUUGCGCCGUGCGAGCGUCGAGACGCCGAGCUGUCGAAACUGCACCGUGAAUUCCAGAUCCAUCCCAUGAGUGAUAUUGCGGAGUUUCCGAGGCAUAUUCCUUAUAAUAGUGAUAAGAAGUCCUUUCAGGAGAAGACUGGACGGGGGGGUUUUGAAGUCUUUCAAUAUACGUUUAAGAUACCAGGGCAGGAUAAGCCGUGGACGGUUAUGUGGGAUUAUAAUAUCGGUUUAGUUCGGACGACGCAUUUGUUCAAAUGUUUGGACUACUCCAAGACCACCCCCGCCAAAGUCCUCAACGCAAACCCCGGCCUACGCGAAAUCUGCCACAGCAUCACAGGCGGAGCCCUCGCCGCACAAGGAUACUGGAUGCCCUACACAGCAGCAAGAGCCAUAGCAGCAACCUUCUGCUGGAAGAUCCGCUACGCACUAACACCUCUCUUCGGCGUGGACUUUCCGAACGACUGUAUCCAUCCGGAUAAUCGGAACCAGUUCGGGAGGAUGAUCAUCCUCCCGCAGGUUAUCCAGAUGGCGACUCGGGAGACGAGCGUUUAUAGAUGCAUGGAGAGGGGCGAGUAUGUCUCUUCGCGGAUCGAAGGGGGUGUGUAUGUCCCGAGUCGGGAGUUGGUGGGCUUUGAUAGUCAACCGUACCGGUCUUGUCCGGAUGGAUCGAAUACGAAUACCCAGUCUGGGAGGACACCACUCCAUCAUCAUCAUGGGUAUACUGGCAGGAUAUACGGUAGAGAGGGAGGGGGAGGCGGAGAGGGAAGGGGAGGGUAUCGCUCGUCCCCGGAUUACAGCACCGAUAUCUCGACGACUAGCACCACGGCGAGCACAGCACCGCACAGCUUGUCUGCUAGUCCGCGCAAUACAUUCACGCCUGUUAAUACGCCGCGCAGUCGGGAUGGGCUGCAGCAGAGGAUUCCCUCGCCGGAGACGCUGUCAACUUGUAUGAGGAGGAUGUCUGUGCAGCAAAGAGCUAUUACUGUUACUACCACCACUACCACUACUAAUACUGCUACUACAACCGCCAACUCAGAUAGUGGCAGUGAGAGUGAUGGUGGGAUGGGCUUGUCGCCUGGACAUUAUAGGCCGAUUUGUUCCUCUCUUUCUUCGUCGUCGUCAUCCUCCUCUCCCACCUGCUCGCCAACCGCAUCAUCAACGUCAACAUCAACGUCAACACCAACAACAAAAAGCGCAACCACAUCCCCACAAGAAGCAAAACAGACAAAACCCAACUACAACACCACAUCCAUCUCUACAUCCAAUCCGUCCUCCUCAAAAAGCCAUCUACAUACAACCCCUCCUCACCCCCCCAAUCCACUCUCCCUUGAGAUACCGAGAAAACGCAAACCCAGCGCCGCGCUUUUCGCCCGCGAAGUCAAAGCCGCGCACGCCCUGCUCGAUCUUCACACAGCUACAGCCAGCGAUGAUGAGUUUGUGGGGUCGUUGGCUUGUAGGGCUGGGAAUGGUGUUGGAUGUGGUGCUGGGGGUGGGAUUGGGGUUGGGGGGGAGGGCGCGAGGAAGAGGAGGAGGGCUUCGGCUUGA